CAGAGCGCCAUUAUCGUAAGAAAUUUGUGGUCGUUCCUCGAAAUACGAUUCUGAUUCUCCUUUAGAUCCAAUUCUAUCUCCACCUUCUAAGCAAAUUAUUCGUCUCGCUACUCUCUUUCUUCUUCUUCUUAUUGCAGAAAAAAGAUUCUCUUUCGAUUUAUGUUUGUGGAUCAGAUUCUGGAUAAAACGAUAAUCUAUUUCUGAAAAUCUAACGACUCUUUGCUCAAACUCGGAUUCUAAUCAGCUCUCUGGGUUUUUGUUUCGAUCAUCGAAUCGUUGUGUGUGUGUGUUAUUCAAUUUUACAAACCUGGCGGUGAGUGAAGGCUUGAGAUUGAAGGUUCCGUCACCGGAAAACAAAAGUUUUGAUUUUGAUUGCGUUGGUGGUGGUCUGGAGUGCUUGGUAAGCCUAAUCAGGGCCCUUGACAUGGGGUCCUGUUUAUCAUCUUCAGGAGGAAGCAGAAGGAGAUCGAUCCAUGGAUCUCCUCGUGCUCCUCAUGGAUCUAGGAGGAGGAAGAGUUCCACGAGGAGAUCCACGUCUUGUAGCUCUUCGUUCGAUAACACCGGAGAAGAUGAGCCACUUCUCCAUAGGAUCCCUGGGAGGAUGUUCUUGAAUGGCUCUACGGACAUUGCGUCACUCUUCUCUCAACAUGGCAAGAAAGGGCCUAAUCAGGACGCCAUGAUUGUCUGGGAGAAUUUUGGGUCUAUGGCGGACACCGUUUUUUGUGGUGUUUUUGAUGGCCAUGGUCCGUAUGGUCACGUUGUCGCAAAGAAAGUGAGGGAUUUGCUUCCACUAAAAUUAGGCUCUCAUUUGGAGUCAUAUGUGUCUUGCGAGGAGGUACUUAAAGAGAUCAGCCUCAACACUUCUGACAGAAAGAUCUCAGAUAACUUUGUGCAUAUAUCUGCUAAUGGAGAAUCCCGAGUCUACAAUAAGGAUACUGUAAAGGAUCCGGAUAUGAUUCAAACACUGUUAGGCUCAAUUGUUAAAGCAUACAGAUUCAUGGACAAGGAAUUGAAGAUGCAAAAGGAUGUUGAUUGUUUCUGCAGUGGAACAACUGCAGUUACCAUGGUCAAGCAGGGUCAACAUCUUGUUGUCGGAAAUAUUGGGGAUUCAAGAGCAGUAUUGGGUACAAGGAACAAAGACAAUAAACUUGUUCCUUUUCAAUUAACUGAAGAUCUCAAACCAGAUGUUCCAGCGGAAGCAGCAAGGAUAAAAAAAUGUAGAGGACGUAUAUUUGCUCUCAGAGAUGAACCGGGCGUUGCCCGCCUGUGGCUUCCUAACCACAAUUCACCUGGUCUCGCCAUGGCACGUGCUUUUGGAGAUUUUUGCCUCAAGGACUUUGGUCUCAUUUCUGUGCCUGACGUGUCUUACCGGCGCCUCACUGAUAGAGAUGAAUUUGUCGUCUUGGCAACCGAUGGGAUUUGGGAUGUAUUGACGAACGAAGAGGUUGUGGAGAUUGUAGCAAAAGCCCCAACACGUUCCUCUGCAGGUCGAGCCUUGGUGGAGGCUGCAAUGAGGAAUUGGAGAUGGAAGUUUCCAACUUCAAAAGUCGACGACUGUGCUGUAGUUUGCCUCUUCCUCGACUCGGAACCAAACAAAUUAUCAACUUCUUCUUUUUCAAAGGAGGAGAAAUACAUCAAGACUGGCGUUACUGAACAUGAACCAGACACAGCAUCAACAUCAACUCCAGACUCGGGACACGAAUCGCCUGAGCUCAAUGGAGUCCACAGAAUCGACACACUCGUGAAUCUCCCAGUAUAUGUGCCGACCAAAGAGUAGGAAAACAGAGAACAGAGGCAGGAGGUUAAGAUGUGAGAUCAGACCUUGUCUCUCUUUCUUUCUCAGUUUUUAUUGAGUCUCAAUGUCUCUUUAUUCUCUAUGUUCGUGUCAAAAGUUACUGUUUGGUAAAUUAGUGUUACACGCCAAUACUUUUGAGUGUGGCUGGUUUGUAUAUAUAUCUACUCUGCCACUACUUUUGCUAUAAUAUCCUCUUCUUUUGUAAAUAAAAUUCUGAAAGCUACAUUUGAGUUUA
Molecule: messenger RNA, 2030 nt
Organism: Eutrema salsugineum
Lineage: Eukaryota; Viridiplantae; Streptophyta; Magnoliopsida; Brassicales; Brassicaceae
Product: probable protein phosphatase 2C 74
Exons: 6
Coding region: 425-1777 (450 amino acids)
Biological process (GO): protein dephosphorylation
Molecular function (GO): protein serine/threonine phosphatase activity
Source: RefSeq, a predicted model, not a curated record